AUGCCUCCAAAAGCAACCCUUGCCAAAAAGUUUGAUUCUGCCUUCCAACGCCUCGAGGACAAGUACGAACGGAGUGGCAAGUGGCGAAAGGCGCAGAAACUUCGGCGUAAACAGCAUAAAUGGCGCGGCUAUGACCCGUAUAUUUGGAGACACGUUCAAGCGUACAUUGAAUGUGAUAUAAAAUUACGCUACGAAAUACAUGUUGAAGCAGCUUUGCUCGCCAACCAUGAAACUCUCUACCACAGACUUAACGAAGACUCAUCGAUGGCUGAUAUUCUUGUAUCAGAAAUGCAGGAUCUCCAAAAAAAACUUCAGGAGUUCGCCCGGAACAUCUGGAAAAUAGAGCGUGAAACCCACACCAUACUCAGCUUCUUUCCAGAUGGGCCUAUAAAGCGUGCUCUGUGUGCCCGUCAGCAGCAAAGUGACUGGCAUCUUUCGGAGUGGCUGCGAGCCGAUUGUGCGGGCCAUGGAGGAUGCUGCGGACGUGGAUGUGGCUGCUGCACAAGGCCACGGAGUGAGAAACGGCCGAAUCAUGUUGGGCAUUGUACCAUGGAGUGUAUGUGUUGUGAGAAGGUGAGGGGAUUCAAAAUUGAUAUUGAGGACUUGGAUGAUGUUGAGGUUCCAAUGCUGACGAAUCUUGAUCUGAUGGAUGAUAAGUGGGAUUCGUACACGGUGCAUUUGGUUAAUGCUCGCAGUCACAGUCGCAGUCACAGCAUCUGUAUUCUCGACACAGAAUCUGCAACCACCUACUCUGAACAAUCUCGCCAUCGCCCGAUCAACCCAACUCGGUAUCACCAUCGGACGUCCCCUUCAACGCGUAUAUUCCCUCCGUCGUCUACAUCAGGGAGAUUACGAGCAAAAUGGAAGCCGUAUUCAAACAUAUCCGGCGUAUUGUCUCAAACGGCGGAAAUCGCCAACAACACUAUCACAGAAUUGGAGUAUCAGAUGAAAGAGUAUACGGCAUGUGGGGUGGAUACUUUUGACACAAUGUUGAGGAAGUUAGAUCGCAUUAUCACAUCCGUAGAUGAGGGUUUGUUUACGAGUAAAUAUGAUAUGGUUGCCAAAUACCCGAUUUACUCUGAUUCUACGGCACACAGAUCUGCUAAAAAUACUCGGCUCUCUCGAACCAUGGCCUUGACAUUCUUCUCCAAAGUGUACCUCUAUACCAACUCGCGGCUGCCUUCUCAAUUGCCACCGCUGCAGCUAUACCCCGCUGGAUAUGCCAUCCUACGUCUUGCAGCGCAAUACUCGCUUAACGUAUACACAAGACAGUCCAAAACAAAUGACCCCUCGUACAUCAGCGCUGACUGGCGCAAUGGUACCAAAGCAAUGGUAAUCGAAUCCCUCGCUAUCGACGAUAUGAACACCAUCGUGAUUGCCAUCCGGGGAACGCAAAGCUUCCGAGACUGGGCCGUGAACAUUAAAACCGAUCCUACAUCUCCGAGCGACUUCCUAGACGACCCCUUCAACCUCUGCCAUGCGGGCUUCCUAUCCGUCGCAAAGAACAUGGUCCAUCCCGUCACCGUGCGUCUGCGUCACCUCCUAGCCGAGAACUGCAGGCGUGCAAGCUACUCGAUCCUGAUUACGGGGCAUUCAGCCGGUGGCGCGGUAGCCAGUCUCUUAUAUUGUCAUAUGCUCGCGGCAGCAGUGAAGUCGGAACUGACGCUUCUGCGUACUUUCUUUAGCAGCGUCCAUUGUAUCACGUUCGGGGCUCCCCCGAUAUCACUUCGGCCUCUGUACUCAUCCGAGCAAACGUCAAUGUUUUAUUCGGUCGUUAAUGAGGGGGAUCCCGUUGCGAGAGCAGAUAAGACGUAUGUCUCGUCCUUGUUGAAUUUCCAAAUAUACUCUCUGGCGGGCUCCCCCGGCGACUCUCUCCGUGGCUGGAGAGGUGGUUGUCCUUCGGAAGCCGCGGUCUAG
Aspergillus tanneri is the source of this 1917-nucleotide messenger RNA. RefSeq names its product lipase family protein. Lineage: Eukaryota; Fungi; Ascomycota; Eurotiomycetes; Eurotiales; Aspergillaceae. Bases 1 to 1917 code for a protein of 638 amino acids. The record is from RefSeq and is a predicted model, not a curated record. Gene Ontology annotation, biological process: lipid metabolic process. The transcript has 5 exons.